ACACUUCAUCAUCUUGAAAAAUAUCAAAGCACUCACACUGGGGAGAAACACUAUACGUGUAGCCAAUAUGGGAAAACCUUUCACCUACGCAGUGGUCGUCAGAAACGUAAAAGAAUUCACAAUAGGGAAAAAGCCUAUCUAUGUAAACAAUGUGGGAAAGAAUUUAAAUACCACAAUGAAUGUAAAACACAUGAAAGAACUCACACUCAAGAGAAACCUUACGUAUGUAACCAAUGUGGGAAAGGCUUCAGCACACGCAGGUAUUGUCAAAUACAUGAAAGAAUUCACACUGGAGAGAAACCCUAUGUAUGUGAUCAAUGUGGGAAAAGAUUUAAAUCCCCCAUUGAAUGUAAAAGACAUCAAAGAACUCACACUCCAAAGAAACCCUGUGUAUGUAACCAAUGUGGGAAAGCCUUUGCUACGCCCAGUCAUUUUAAAAGACAUGAAAGAAUUCAUUUUGAGGAGAAACCUUAUGUAUGUAACCAGUGUGGGAAAGGCUUCUUCAUAUACAGUUACUGUAAAAGACAUGAAAGAACCCAUUUUGGAGAGAAACCCUAUGUAUGUAACCAAUGUGGGAAAGCCUUCAGCACACGCAGGUAUUGUCAAAUACAUGAAAGGAUUCACACUGGAGAGAAACCAUAUGUAUGUGAUCAAUGUGGAAAAGGAUUUAAAUCCCCCAUUGAAUGUAAAAGACAUCAAAGAACUCAUACUGGAGAGAAGCCCUGUGAUGCUUAUCAUCCUGACUUCUGUUCCUGAAGUUCAUCAGAGUAAUUAA
This is a messenger RNA of Octodon degus (degu), 775 nucleotides long. RefSeq names its product zinc finger protein 844-like. The transcript has 2 exons. The record is from RefSeq and is a predicted model, not a curated record. NCBI's taxonomy places the organism in Eukaryota, Metazoa, Chordata, Mammalia, Rodentia, Octodontidae. The coding region runs from base 68 to 775 and encodes 235 amino acids.